Messenger RNA from Neocloeon triangulifer, 1614 nucleotides. RefSeq names its product inactive selenide, water dikinase-like protein (gene Sps1). Gene Ontology annotation, cellular component: cytoplasm. NCBI's taxonomy places the organism in Eukaryota, Metazoa, Arthropoda, Insecta, Ephemeroptera, Baetidae. Gene Ontology annotation, biological process: L-selenocysteine biosynthetic process. The record is from RefSeq and is a predicted model, not a curated record. The transcript is spliced from 5 exons. Gene Ontology annotation, molecular function: ATP binding; selenide, water dikinase activity.
UCUUUAAAGACAAGGGAGAACGCCAUUUUGCGCGGAUCCUCACACCGACCGCGACGAGUCCUCGACUUCUGGAUUCGCACACCAUGUUGUCCAUGCAGCAGGGCGCCGUGUCCUCGGACGUGCUGGCGGCCGCGCAGCUCGAGUUGGGACACAACCCGAACGCGUUGGCCCUCCGCCGGCCGUUCGAUCCUGUGGCGCACGAGUUGGACGCCAGCUUCCGACUCACUCGUUUUGCUGAUCUCAAAGGAUGAGGGUGUAAGGUCCCUCAGGAGAUUCUGAUGAAACUCCUCGAGGGACUGCAGCAAGACGAGCACAAUGCCCAGGACCACGACGCCCACUUCAUGCUCAUGGCCAUCCCCAGGAUCGGAAUUGGCAUGGAUGCUUCAGUCACCCCUCUGCGCCACGGAGGCCUUUCCCUGGUCCAGACCACCGACUUCUUCUACCCAAUAGUCGACGACCCUUACAUCAUGGGCAAAAUUGCUUGUGCUAACACCUUGAGUGACCUGUUUGCCAUGGGAGUGACCGAGUGUGAUAACAUGCUCAUGCUCCUUGGCGUGUCUACCAAAAUGACGGAGAAGGAGAGGGACGUUGUGGUUCCCUUGAUGAUGAGAGGCUUCAAGGAUUCGGCCUUGGAGGCGGGCACGACAGUCACGGGCGGCCAAACCGUCCUCAACCCCUGGUGUACCAUCGGCGGAGUGGCCACCACGGUUUGCCAGCCUAAUGAAUACAUAGUGCCUGACAAUGCCGUCGUGGGAGACGUCCUGGUGCUCACCAAACCUUUAGGAACUCAGGUCGCAGUCAGCGGACACACUUGGCUCGACCAGGCCGACAGGUGGAAUAGAAUUAAGUUGGUUGUUUCCGAGGAUGAUAUGAGAAAGGCCUACCAACGCUCUAUGGACUCGAUGACUAGAUUAAAUAGAGUUGCUGCGCGCCUGAUGCACAAAUACAACGCCCACGGUGCCACGGACGUGACCGGCUUUGGUUUGUUGGGCCACGCCCAGAACCUUGCCAGGCACCAGAAGAACGAGGUGUCCUUUGUCAUCCACAACCUGCCCGUGAUCGCCAAGAUGGCCGCCGUGGCCAAGGCGUGCGGAAACAUGUUCCAGCUCCUUCAAGGCCACUCGCCGGAAACCUCGGGAGGUCUGUUGAUCUGCCUGCCGAGGGAGCAGGCGGCCGCCUACUGCAAGGACAUCGAAAAGCAAGAGGGUUACCAGGCGUGGAUCAUCGGCAUCGUCGAGAAGGGCUCGCGCACCGCCCGCAUCAUAGACAAGCCCAGGGUGAUCGAAGUUCCCGCCAAGGAGAAGGACGGCGAGUUGUGGUAGAAAGAAAGCUGGAGGCGAAAGGCAGCCUGGCCCGAAUGCUCGGCACACGCUUUCGGGGCCGCCUCCCUUUCGCCGACAUAUCACUCUUAUUAAUUCCUUGAUAGGUUGUGAGCCAUUGUGAAAAGCAACCUCAUCCGGCUCUUUUAUUUUAAGAAGAUAUAAAUAGAUUUUGAAUUCUUUUCACCGCUUGUUCUAUUGGUUUUGUAAGAAAAGACGAAAAUUUGUAAUAAAAUAUGUCUGGACUGUAACAUCAGCAGAGUAUUAAUAAAUUCUGGCAGAUUUUACUGAUAAA